CACCCACACCCACACCCACACCCACUCCCACACCCACACCCACACCCACACCCACACCCCACCCAAAUCAAACUGAUAGAUUUGUCAUUUGUGGUCAUUGAUAGAUAGAAUAUAGAUCAUACACCAUGUGUAAAAUAAUGAUGCCUAUGACUUAAUCUUGUAGAUUAUCAAAAAAACAUUUGUUUCUUUUUAGGAUAAAUUAUUUAAUCUAAAAUGUUUCUCAUUAAAAUCGUUCUUUCAAUUUCAACAAUAUGAUAAAAUUGUAUCACUUCUUCGUCGUAUGUCAAAUCUGGAAAAAUUAACUUUAUAUCUUCCUAUAGAAGGUCGAAAUAAAGUGAUUGAUGGUACUUAUGUUCAACAUGAUAUUUUGGAUUAUAUGCCACAACUUCAUUCAUUCACUUUCUAUAUUUGUACUUAUGUGAAAACGGUUGAUUUAUCUUACAAAUUAUCUAGUGAAGAUAUUCAACAAACAUUAACAAAUAUUGGACAACAACAUGUCACGAGUAUAGUCAAUUAUAUUCAUUGUGGGAUAGCUGCAUGCUCGAUUUUCUCACUUCCUUUUCAAUUUGAUUAUCUCAAACAUCUUGGCAAUAAAUUUCCAAAUAUUGUAUUCAGUUAUGUUACGUUUUUACUUGUAGAAGAUAUUAAUCUAUUCAAACAUGAAUUUUUCAUUCGAAUUGCCCGAUCGUUUCCAUUACUGAACUUUUUACGUAUUUUUAAUAGAAAAUCACAAGUAUUAGAUGGUCUUAUGACAUUUUCAUCUGACAAUUGUCAAUUACACUCAAUUAUUGAAUAUCAUCAUCUGACUAGACUCGAUGUGAGAGAUGCACAUAGAGAUUAUGUUGAACAAUUUCUAAAUGAAACAAAGACAUAUAUACCUUGUCUGACGGAAUUUGGAGUCGAUGUUGAUGAUUUAAAAGCUGUAACAAAAAACUUUACAAGAAAAGAAACACGACGCAAUUGUGCUAAGUAG
Rotaria sp. Silwood1 is the source of this 973-nucleotide messenger RNA. NCBI's taxonomy places the organism in Eukaryota, Metazoa, Rotifera, Eurotatoria, Philodinida, Philodinidae. The record is from the annotation of a GenBank genome assembly.